CAUAAAACAUAAAAAUGGUGAUUUUCAUUGAAUGGUAUGUACACUUCAGACACUUCAUGAGUGCCAGAGGGGAUAAGAGGACAUGGCAGACUGGAGAGGUCACUUCCAACAAACAGACAGAUGGAAACUCCUGUGGUGUAUUUGUCUUGAUGAAUGCAGAGGCAAUUAUGGAAGCAACAACACCCUUGAUAAUGAGGCAAUGUCAUGUUGGAUUCUUCAGAAAGUAUGCCCUUAAGAAGCUACUACAGAGCCCAUCUGGAGCAAAGAAAACAUCCUGUGACUUGCCUUUUUGUACAAACACGGACAAAUCUCAACGGAUCAGCCAGUGUGGGCAGUGUGAUAAGUGGGCUCAUCCCAAGUGUUUGGGUCUACCGUCCGACAAAAUGCAGUCUCCAAGCCUCUGUGUGUUUUGUUAGUGUAACACAUGUGUCACAACAUUGAAUAUGAAACUAGUUCUCAAUAUUAUAAAUUAUGCCAUGGUGCGUCGUCCAUCCGUCGUUCGUGUCAACUUUUCCUUUUAAAAACUACUAGUCAUGAACAACCCACGAUACUUAACUUGGUCUGGAGCACCCCUAGGCUAAGUGCAUUCAAUUUUGUAUAAAUGGUGGGUGUGGCCUUCCUGGGGGCAGAGGGGCGGGCCCAAUAGGGGAAAUAGGGGUAAAACCUUUAAAAUUCUUCUUCUACCAUUGGAAUAAAAACAUUUUAUUCUGAUUUAAUCUGGAGCAUCUUUG
This is a messenger RNA of Mizuhopecten yessoensis (Yesso scallop), 731 nucleotides long. RefSeq lists its product as uncharacterized. The record is from RefSeq and is a predicted model, not a curated record. Bases 15 to 416 code for a protein of 133 amino acids. The transcript is spliced from 2 exons. Lineage: Eukaryota; Metazoa; Mollusca; Bivalvia; Pectinida; Pectinidae.